AUGCCACUUCCAAACUUCGAUGAUGCUGUCCGUUGUGAUAAUCGUCUGUUGUGGGAUGAGCUUGAUUACGAUCGUGACGCAUUAUUAAAGGAGAGUCAAACAAUGGAGAGGCAAUUGACGGAUGAGCAAAAAGUUGUGUACGAAACUGUAGUAAAUGAUGUAGACCACCAAAAGGGGGGGUUGUACUUUGUCUACGGGUACGGUGGAACUGGGAAAACAUUUGUUUGGAGAGCGUUGUCUGCAAAAAUUCGCUCGAGAGGGGAUAUUGUCAUAAACGUAGCAUCGAGUGGAAUCGCAUCUUUACUGCUCCCUGGCGGCCGAACAGCACACUCGAGGUUUGCCAUACCUAUUACAGUCACGGAGGAUUCAACCUGCAACAUCACCCAAGGUAGCAACUUGGCCGAACUCAUUAUACAGUGCAAACUAAUAAUAUGGGAUGAAGCACCGAUGAUGCACAAGCAUUGCUUCAAGGCACUGGAUAGGACAUUGCGGGAUCUACUUCGGUUCACUGAUCAGAAUGCUGGAAACUGA
Molecule: messenger RNA, 531 nt
Organism: Ipomoea triloba (trilobed morning glory)
Lineage: Eukaryota; Viridiplantae; Streptophyta; Magnoliopsida; Solanales; Convolvulaceae
Product: ATP-dependent DNA helicase PIF4-like
Exons: 1
Coding region: 1-531 (176 amino acids)
Biological process (GO): telomere maintenance; DNA repair
Molecular function (GO): DNA helicase activity
Source: RefSeq, a predicted model, not a curated record